AGCCAGCCAGUCAUUGAGCGACGGUCUAUCAUCGCACGUGUGUUAAACGACGUUACGACCACAAUUUACGGACAAAGUGACAUGCGCGUUUACUUGUCCUGAUUUCUAAAUAAAAACAAACGAACCUAUUGGAUUACAGUGCUCGAACAAAGUGACAGUGUUGUGUUAUCACUAAUUCAUCAGUAUUUGUCGCUCGUAUUCCGCAUUUCGUACACCGCCAGUGCAGUGUUUAUGUUGGAAGCGCGGCACCGUAUCCCGUACCCGCACCUUCCAAGGAGGGACGUCGCCCUCGAGAUUUUUUUAAAAAGAUGAAGCGACGCGGGGUGUUAGUGGUGGCGAGGUGAGGCGGCAGCGUGGCUAGCAUGGACCACGCGGUGAAGGCGAUGUCGGCGCGCGGGCCGCUGGCGCGGCUGGUGGCGCGCCGGCGCUUCGAGUCCGCCGAGCUCGAGGAGCUGUACGCGCGCUACGCGUGCAAGCUGCAGCGCGGCUCGGUCGGCUCGGCGCUGGCGCUGUGGGCGGCGCUCGCGGCCGCGCUCGCCGCCGUCGACGCCACGCGCGGCUGGCGCCGAGCACCGCAGGUGGGCGUGCUGAGCGCGCACGCGAUGCUCUGCGGCGGGCUGGCGUGGUGGUGCGGGCGCGCGGGCGGGACCGCGCCGGAGCGCCGGCUGCCCCGCGCCUGCUGGCUGGCCCUGGCCGGCGGCGGCGCGGCGCUGGCGGCCUCGCUGCCCGCCUGGAGCCCCGGCGCCGCCGCCGAGGGCGCCGCGCACGUCGUCUGGGCCGUCUUCGCCGCCUACGCCCUGCUGCCCGUCGGCGCCCCCGUGGCUGCAGCCUUUGGUAUCCUUCUGCCGACGGUCCAUACUGUCGCAGCGGCGCUCGUGGCCCAUCGCUUCCCCUACCAUAUCUGGCAGCAGAUGGUGGGUAACGUGGUGGUGUUCGUGUGCGUCAAUAUAGUGGGCGCUCUGAUGCAUUCGCUCAUGGAGACUGCGCAGCGGCGCGCGUUCCUCGACACUCGAAACUGCAUCGCGGCACGGCUCGACAUGGAGGAUGAGAACGAGAAACUGGAACGAUUACUGCUGUCAGUGCUGCCACAACACGUCGCUAUGGAAAUGAAGAACGACAUCAUAUCGCCGGUGGAGGGCCAGUUCCACAAGAUCUACAUACAAAAGCACGAACAAGUCAGUAUAUUGUUUGCGGACAUCGUGGGCUUCACGGUACUCGCAUCGCAGUGCAGCGCGCAGGAGCUCGUGCGGCUGCUGAACGAACUUUUCGGCCGGUUCGACCAGCUCGCCAGCGACAACCACUGCCUCCGCAUCAAGAUCCUGGGCGACUGCUACUACUGCGUAUCCGGGCUGCCCGAGCCGCGCUCCGACCACGCGCGCUGCACCGUCGAGAUGGGGCUUGACAUGAUCGACGCUAUCGCAUCUGUAGUGGAAGCGACUGAUGUACAGUUAAACAUGCGCGUGGGGAUCCACACGGGGCGCGUGCUGUGCGGCGUGCUGGGCCUGCGCAAGUGGCAGUACGACGUGUGGUCCAAUGACGUCACGCUCGCCAACAACAUGGAGGCGGGCGGGGAGCCUGGACGAGUGCACGUAACACAGGCUACACUGGAGUGCUUGGGCGGCGCAUACGAGGUUGAACCUGGGCACGGUGCCUCGCGCAACGCCUACCUUCGCGACCACUCCAUACAAACCUACUUCAUCAUCCCACCGCCGAGGCGAAGAAAAAUGUGUUUGUCGUCGGGCGUGGGGCUGGGCUCGGCGUCACGACGCAAGCUUUCCUUCAAGAACGUCUCCAAUGUCGUCGUUCAGUUGUUGCACUCCAUCAAGUUCAACGUGGACGUCCCCUUUUCAAACAUGGCCGCCUCGCCACAAGAGCUCAAAGCCAACGCAGCUAGGAAGGUGCUGGACCUGCGGCGCGCGCUGCACGCGGAGCCGGGUUCGGCAGAGGCGCUGCGGCUGGCGGCCAUGCGCGCGGAAGACGUGAGCGCGCGGCCCGCGGACCCCUCGCACCAAACCUUCGACGCAGUCAUGCACCACGUCCGCUCCACGCACCCCACGAAUAAAGUGACGGAAAAGUUCAAGAGGCCGUUGAAAAAGCGUCACUCGUCUGUGUACCACCAGCCGAGCAACCGCGUCAACAAGUACCUGGCGCAGGCCAUCGACGCGCGCUCCGUGCACCGCGAGAAGGCCACGCACGUGCACCUGCUCACUCUCUGCUUUAAAGAUGCCGCUAAGGAAGGACAGUAUCGUGCAUCGACGGACGGUGGUUGGGCGGGCUCGCUCGGCGCGGCACUAGGGGCCGUGGCCGCCGCGGGCGCCCUACAAGCCGCCAUACUACCCCGCACCACCAUCCUGCUGCUACUCUUCGUCACAGCCUUCGCUUGGUCGGCAGCUGUGCUCGCCCUGACGCUGGCUGCGAGACUGCGGCUCAUACCGUGCGAUGUCUCCCGUCCGUUCGCCUUGAGGAACGCCAUCACAACCUUCACGAUUGUGCUGGGAUAUGCUGUGGGACAGGUCAAUGUGGUGACGUGUAGAGAGGUAGACGUGUGCCGAAACCUGACGGAGAACGUAACCACUAUGGCGGACAUCCGAGCUACGUCUGGUGACAUAGCCGCCGCGUUAUGGAGUAGCACUGAUCAUCGGGCUUGCCCUGUUCCUCUUUAUAUCACUUUAGGUUGUUGUCUCAGCAUGUUAGCGGUAGCGGUGUUCCUGCGGCUGCCGAUCCUGAUCAAAGGCAUCCUCCUAGCUUUCAUGACGGCCGGGUACAUGGCCGUCAUCAUGGCCUACCAUAAAGACUUGUUCGACUGCUAUGAUCUCAUGACCGAACCAGGUAUAAUCGGGUCCGCAUACGUGGCGUGUGGUUGGACGCUCGCUCUCGCUCUGGCAGUACUGCUGCACGCGCGACAGACUGAGUGGACGGCGCGGCUAGACUUCCUGUGGCAGGCGCAGGCCAGGGAUGAGAAGAGAGACAUGGAUGCCUUACAAGCGUCAAACAGAAGGAUAUUAUUUAACCUCCUGCCGGCUCACGUGGCGACACACUUCCUAGACAACCAGUUCCGGACCAACAUGGACCUGUACCACCAGUCGUACCAGCGCGUGGGCGUGGUGUUCGCCUCCAUCACCAACUACCACGAGUUCUACAUGGAGCUGGACGGCAACAACCAGGGCAUGGAGUGUCUCCGGCUGCUUAACGAGAUCAUUGCAGACUUUGAUGAGCUACUGGGCGAUGAUCGGUUCAGCGCUAUAGACAAGAUCAAAACAGUGGGAUCCACGUACAUGGCGGCCGUUGGACUUAUCCCUGAGAAGAAGAUGUUGGACGACGCUAGCACGCGCAAGCACAUGGCCACGCUGGUCGAGUUCGUGUUCGCCAUGCGCGACAAGCUCAAGGACAUCAACGACAACUCUUACAACAACUUCAUGCUGCGAGUCGGUCUAAACGUGGGUCCGGUAGUCGCCGGAGUGAUCGGCGCGAGGAAACCCCAGUACGACAUCUGGGGCAACACGGUGAACGUGGCGUCGCGCAUGGACUCCACCGGCCUCCCCAACCACACGCAGGUCACCGAAGAAGUCCACCACUACCUCAAGGACCUGCCCUACCAGUUCGUCUGCAGGGGAAAGGUCAAAGUCAAAGGAAAGGGCGAAAUGACAACAUACUUCCUGACCGACCGAGCGACGUCCGGCAACGGCACAAUCAACCACUCCAACGGUCAACCGCCAAACGGCCCGCCGACCGCCUAUGGCGGCGUCGCGACCCCCCUGGCCAUGCUGCAGAACUCGGCGAGGAGAGCGGCCCAGCCGAACAGAUUGCCGCCUCUGAGGGAGACCUCGGUCGCCGAAAACGAGCCCCUCCUGCCUGGCAACGGACACCAGAGCGACGGGAACAACCACAGAGGCGGCAAGGGCCGCAGGAACAAAGAAUCGGAGGAGACUCCCCCCCCGCCUCCCCCGCACGGCGCGUCGGCGAACCCUCGAUGGCCGCCGCCCCGGGCGCUCGUGCCGCCGUGGCCGCGCCCGCAGGAGCCGCGGCCCCCCGCGGCGCACAAGCGGCGCCCGCCCGCGCGCCUGCCGCGCCCGCGCUCCAGCGAGAGCCUGCCCCUCGCGCGGAGCCCCCGCGUGCACUCGUCGGCGGACGAGCUCAGCUCCCUCACGCGCUCGCCCAGCCUCAGCUCCUCGGACGAGAGCUACUCGCGCACGACGGACGCGUCGCCGUCGCCGCCCCGCCCGCCGCGCGAGCACCCGAGCCCCGCGUACGACUACCCGCCGGUCCGCUCGAACAGACCGCCCGCCGGCAACAUCGCGGAGUUGUACGCGAAGCGCAAGAUGGGCCGGAAGCCGUCGCUCGACGACAAGUUCGUCGAGGAGAAUAUAAAUUUCGAGGAGGAGAAGCUUCAGAGAAGUAUCAUAAAUAUGCUCGCGUCGGCGAAGCGCGACGGAUGCAGUCAGACGGACAAGAAGGAUGUGCCCGACCGGCUCGCGCAGCGGACGGGUUCCUUCUCGAGCUCCGGCAGUCGACCCAGUAACUUGAAACAUUUGAACCGCGACCGGCAGUUCAGCAAGCGCAGCCCCACCGACGUGGCCUGCGUGCCGCCCUUCGAGAGAGAGAUACAGAGGCUGCUCGACGAUAAGAGUCUUAUCAAACCUAAUCCGCCCAAGGCGGAGCGGAAGGAAUUGAAAUUAGAAUUAAGAGCGACGAAUCCGUGUCUGUCGCCGGUGCGCAGUGUGAGCUGCAACAACAACAGCAGCCCGCUGCGCGCGGUGGGGCUGGCGGCCAUCGCGGGGCUGGCGCGCGAGCGCUCCCCGCGGCAGGACUUCCCCGGCGUGCUGCCUACCGACGUGGUGGUGCAGCUGCCCGAUCCCAUGGACGCGCCGCAGCAAAGUCCGCCGUGCGAGAGGAAGAUGCCGGCAGACACAGAAGCUCAAAAAGAAAAGCAAGAAAAGGAGAUACAAGAGCGAUUACACAAUCGGGUUCCGUUGACGAAUCAUAGAGACUUAGCUCUGUACGGGGAAAGUCAAUCGGAGUGGAGUUCGUCGUGUUCGGAGGGCGAGGGCGACGGCGAGUGCGGUCAGCCCGAGAGCACCGGCUACACCACAGACGACCCCGCGCUAGAGAACGUGUCCAUGCUCAACGAGGCCGGCACCGACGCCGAAGCGGCACUCAGCGACGUCAACUCCUGCUACUUCGACCGGGACGACGACGUAUCCUCCCGCGCCUCCUCCCGCCUCCUCGACUCCGAAGCCCUGGUCUCGCUGGAAUCUCUCAGCGCCAUCUACGACUCGGACGAGCCCGCGCACAGGUACCUGGCGAACAUUCGCACCGUCAGCGAGUGCAUCACGAGGAACUUCGGCCAGCCCACGCACGUCACCGACGGCGAGAGCGACGUCUGAUCCCACGUUGGACAUUAUGUGGCUGGAAUUAUGAAGCUUCGGGCUUAUGUGGAUCUUUCGUUUCGACUUAUCGAGGAAUCUCACUUGUAACUGAACCGUCGUGACAU
Cydia amplana is the source of this 5491-nucleotide messenger RNA. RefSeq names its product Ca(2+)/calmodulin-responsive adenylate cyclase-like. The coding region runs from base 363 to 5384 and encodes 1673 amino acids. The record is from RefSeq and is a predicted model, not a curated record. Lineage: Eukaryota; Metazoa; Arthropoda; Insecta; Lepidoptera; Tortricidae. Gene Ontology annotation, cellular component: plasma membrane. The transcript is spliced from 23 exons. Gene Ontology annotation, molecular function: adenylate cyclase activity. Gene Ontology annotation, biological process: cAMP biosynthetic process; adenylate cyclase-activating G protein-coupled receptor signaling pathway; intracellular signal transduction.